AAGUUCGGUGUACGUGGGGGCGUUUCCACAUAGGGGAUGUCUGUGGAAAUGGUUUCCGAUCAUCGGACUGUGUGCGUUUGUGUUUGUGUCAGUUCCUGUGGGUGUACUGGUGUGAGUGAUGUGGUGAGGCCAUGUGGCAAAGGGCUGGGCCUGGUCAACCCCCGCCCCGCGGCUACCUGCUCCUCCUCUCAGGCCUCUGUGAGGUCCAUGCUAGGGCCUUCUGCCCCCUCGGCUGUCCCAGGGCCCUGGGCUGGCAGGCUUCUUCAGGGCAGGGCUGGGUAUGGUGGUGCCUGCUCUGCGGACUGCCAUUUUGGGUGGACCCAACCAUGGGAAGGUCACUACGGGGGAAGGAAUGCCCAUGCUCUGGGCCGGGACAGUCCGAGAUGGUGGUCUUGGUGACUUCUGCCCCCCCAUUCUCUCCAGAGGAUGUUUGCAGGUGUGGGGUGUUCCGUGUAUCACUGCCUCAUCUCCUUGUGACUUCUGUCUGUGUUCCAGUCUCCUUUCCUUAGGAUCAGAGGAGAUGAGGAGGGGUGUCUCUCCGGGCUCCCUCUGGAGCCCUCGGCUUGGGGUCUACAGUGUCCCCUCCUUAGCAGGGGAGCCUAACCCAUCUUCUGUCCCUCCUCCCUGCAGAGGGGGAAGUGAGAAGGAGGGGAUCAGGGACCCUGCCUUCUGGGCCAGGAAAGCUGAAAAAGCAGAAGUAAGGGGAGUAACUGGGCCCUCUGGCUACCGGCUUGGGCCCCACCAUGCAGACCCCGGCAGAUUUCCCCAGAGUUGAGAGGGACUCACUCCCCUGUCCCAGAAAGGAUGAGGGUGUCCUCAAGGAGAUCUCCAUCACGCACCAUGUCAAGGCAGGCUCUGAGAAGGCCGACCCAUCCCAUUUUGAGCUCCUCAAGGUUCUGGGCCAGGGAUCCUUUGGCAAAGUCUUCCUGGUGCGGAAGGUCACCCGGCCUGACAGUGGGCACCUGUAUGCCAUGAAGGUACUAAAGAAGGCGACACUGAAAGUGCGUGACCGCGUUCGGACCAAGAUGGAGAGAGACAUCCUGGCUGACGUAAACCACCCGUUUGUGGUGAAGCUGCACUAUGCCUUCCAGACUGAGGGCAAGCUCUACCUUAUUCUGGACUUCCUGCGCGGCGGGGACCUCUUCACACGACUCUCUAAAGAGGUUAUGUUCACGGAGGAGGAUGUGAAGUUUUACCUGGCCGAGCUGGCUUUGGGCCUGGAUCACCUGCACAGCCUGGGCAUCAUUUACAGAGACCUGAAGCCUGAGAACAUCCUCCUGGAUGAGGAAGGCCACAUCAAACUCACUGACUUUGGCUUGAGCAAGGAGGCCAUUGACCACGAGAAGAAGGCCUAUUCCUUCUGCGGAACGGUGGAGUACAUGGCCCCCGAGGUCGUCAACCGCCAGGGCCACACCCACAGUGCAGACUGGUGGUCCUAUGGGGUGUUGAUGUUUGAGAUGCUGACGGGCUCCCUGCCCUUCCAGGGAAAGGACCGGAAGGAGACCAUGACACUGAUUCUGAAGGCGAAGCUAGGCAUGCCCCAGUUUCUGAGCACGGAAGCCCAGAGCCUCCUUCGGGCCCUGUUCAAGCGGAAUCCUGCCAAUCGGCUCGGCUCCGGUCCUGAUGGGGCAGAGGAAAUCAAGCGGCAUGUCUUCUACUCCACCAUUGACUGGAAUAAGCUGUACCGGCGUGAGAUCAAGCCACCCUUCAAGCCGGCCGUGGCACAACCCGAUGACACCUUCUACUUUGACGCUGAGUUCACGUCCCGCACGCCCAAGGACUCCCCAGGCAUCCCACCCAGCGCUGGUGCCCAUCAGCUGUUCCGUGGCUUCAGCUUCGUGGCCACUGGCCUAAUGGAGGACGACGGCAAGCCUCGGGCCAUGCAGGCGCCCCUGCACUCGGUGGUACAGCAACUACAUGGAAAGAACCUGGUUUUUAGCGAUGGCUAUGUGAUAAAAGAGACGAUUGGUGUGGGCUCCUACUCUGAGUGCAAGCGCUGUGUCCACAAGGCCACCAACAUGGAGUAUGCUGUCAAGGUCAUCGACAAGAGCAAGCGAGAUCCCUCAGAAGAGAUUGAGAUUCUUCUGCGGUACGGGCAGCACCCCAACAUCAUCACUCUGAAAGAUGUGUACGAUGAUGGCAAACAUGUAUACCUGGUGACAGAGCUGAUGCGGGGAGGGGAGCUGCUGGAUAAGAUCCUACGACAGAAAUUCUUCUCGGAGCGUGAAGCCAGCUUCGUCCUGCACACCAUCAGCAAGACCGUGGAGUACCUGCACUCCCAGGGGUUGACUGGGCCACUGGCAGCCUGCCCACAUGGAGAACUGACGCAGGCCCUCUGCCCCCAGGUGGUGCACAGGGACCUCAAGCCCAGCAACAUCCUGUACGUGGACGAGUCUGGGAAUCCCGAGUGCCUGCGCAUCUGCGACUUUGGCUUCGCCAAGCAGCUGCGGGCUGAGAAUGGGCUCCUCAUGACACCUUGCUACACUGCCAACUUCGUGGCACCCGAGGUGCUGAAGCGGCAGGGCUACGAUGAGGGCUGUGACAUCUGGAGCCUGGGCGUUCUGCUCUACACCAUGCUGGCGGGAUACACUCCAUUUGCCAACGGACCCAGUGACACACCAGAGGAAAUCCUGACCCGGAUCGGCAGUGGGAAGUUCACCCUUAGUGGGGGAAAUUGGAACACGGUUUCAGACACAGCCAAGGACCUGGUGUCCAAGAUGCUGCAUGUGGACCCCCACCAGCGCCUCACAGCUAAGCAGGUCCUGCAGCACCCAUGGAUCACCCAGAAAGACAAGCUUCCCCAGAGCCAGCUAUCCCACCAGGACCUGCAGCUUGUGAAGGGAGCCAUGGCAGCUACAUACUCCGCACUCAACAGCUCCAAGCCCACCCCUCAGCUGAAGCCCAUCGAGUCGUCUAUCCUGGCCCAACGGCGGGUGAGGAAGCUGCCGUCCACCACCCUGUGAGGGGCCAGAGCAUCCAGGCCGCAGAGCCGUGCGAGCUCGAUGGAGACAGCAUACUUCCCAGAGGGAGCAGGCCUGAGUCACAGCGCCAGAGGGAACGGAGCCAAGCAGCCCAGGAAGCAGCCAGCCCAGAUCACCCCAGGGAGGGUGUGAGAAGUGCCUUCUUCCCCAGGACGGACUCUUCUCGGCUCAGGCUCUGCUGGUUGAAAUCGAUUCACUGUACAAACUCUUAUGUUUUUUUAAGGAAAAAAAUGGCAUCAACCACCAUGGAUUUUUGCAAGAUCCAUUUGCCUUUCUGGGAGCAGAAACAGCCAGUUCAGCCCCAAGAGGGGCACUGAGUCACACUAGGGCUGUCUGUGGCUGAGACUCCUUAGAGCAGCUUUAGGGUCCCCCCAGGGGAAGCCCUGCGGUUGGCCAUCUGUAGCCAUCUGCACCCACCUCCAGGGCAGUCCAGUGUCACCUUCCAGAGCCCUUGGCUGUUUAGCGGAACUUGCUCUAUCCCCAUCAGCUCUUUUUCUGUUCUAUUCUGCUGAGGGAUCUGGAACCACUUCCUGCUAGAGGAGAGGACCGAGGCCCCGUGGCUCCCAGCUCCAGGCACCAGCAUCCACAUUGGCCCCACCACUGGGGUCCCCUACAGUCAGAUUGGGCAGCCCCUGAGGGAGCAUCUGGAAAGCACUUUUUGGCUGACUUCUGUUGGAGUCUGCCACAGGACAGAGCUCAUGAGAGGCCUGUGGGGCGGGCCAAGAGGGGCAGGGGCUUUUUCAUUUUUUCCUCAGCUGGUAACUCAGGGUUCAUCUGUCCAUGGCCUUUCUAAUAAACUUACAGUUGAGUUGAA
Molecule: messenger RNA, 3795 nt
Organism: Hippopotamus amphibius kiboko
Lineage: Eukaryota; Metazoa; Chordata; Mammalia; Artiodactyla; Hippopotamidae
Gene: RPS6KA1
Product: ribosomal protein S6 kinase A1
Exons: 21
Coding region: 744-2963 (739 amino acids)
Biological process (GO): positive regulation of DNA-templated transcription; protein phosphorylation; intracellular signal transduction
Molecular function (GO): ATP binding; magnesium ion binding; ribosomal protein S6 kinase activity
Source: RefSeq, a predicted model, not a curated record